AUGGCUACCGCAUUGAGCAUUGUAAUGCCUGAGGAAUACGAUGGUCAGCACGCUGCUACCUCCCAGGAGCUUUCCAGCGACAGUGACUCCAAGCUAAGGAACUUUAUUCGAAUAGCUCUCUAUCUUCUGUCUAACAAAAUUACUAUGCGAGACACAGGAAAUUUCGGGUCUCACCUUCAUGGUGAAGAGGAAUUCAUGUUGAAGAUCUUUCGCAUGUCUGGACUCGACAACAUUGUGAGCUUGCGCCAUUUGCUAUCUAGGAAACAUAACAUGUCAGAUGGGGCAAUUGCAGAGAGCCUCUUUGGUAGUGCAAUUAAAUGUCUUGACAUCGAAACCACACGGUUGAUGCUGGAGGCUGGCAUGGGUCCCGACACCCUCAUCGAUGUCAAAUUCCGUCCUAUGAAAACUGCCACACCCCUCGGAUAUAUGGCCAUGAAAUGUGGUGAAGCUGCCUUACAGAUUUCCCGCUUAUUACUGAAGCAUAGCGCUACUGUCGAUCUUUGUCACGGCGGGGAAUCCGCACUCGACAUUGCUGUGAAGCACUCCAAUGGACACAUGGUAGAAGUUCUCGCAUUGAACGGUGCCCAUAUCACGGCAAAGUCCUUACAUUCUGCCGUGAAGGGGAAUCAAGAUUUCAGAAUUGUUCACUGUCUUCUGACAGCUGGUCCCGAGGGUCUUGUGGACCAUAUGUUUCCUGAAGGCACGAUUCUGGUGACCGCACUUAAGCGAAUUGAUGCGACGGGGAAACUACUGGCACGAAAAGCCAACAUCAAUGCGAUACAGCCUAUCCAGUCUCACGACCAGUUCAACGGUCUCGGAACGACUUUAAUAGGCUUAGCAUCUGCAAGUGGCAACGAUGAAUUGGUACGAACCCUCCUCGAGGCCCGUGCAGAAGUCAAUAUAGAGUCCAAAUCUGGUCUUUGUGUUCCACCUCUAGUACUGGCAGUCCACGGGGGAAACAACAAUAUCGUCACUCUCCUUCUUCGGGCGGGAUCUGAUGUCUCUCUCGCAGACGCCUUCAUAGCGCCACAGGAGAGCGUCGGAAACUCACUCUUUGAAAGGGCUUUGACACGAGAUGCUCACACGACAGACCGCAUCAGAUUGUGUCAGACUUUGCUAACCGAGGGCGGAAGAGCGAGUCAGCGUGCGAUGGAAGACUUUAACACCCUUCAGCUGUUUGAUGCUGUGAUACGUCGUGAUGCGGAGUCUGUGUCUCUAUUGCUCGGUCUUGGCCCCCGGGUAACCACUUAUGAUGCCAAAUUCGGACACAAUGCUCUUGUGCUGGCUAUCAGAAAUGGAGAUCAGAAAAUAAUAUCUUUGCUUCAAGCAGCUGGAGCUACAGUUGUCGGUUGCGCUAUAAGAUUUAUUGCUAAUGUUGAGACUGCGAUGUUUCUGCUCGACAUCGGAAUUUUACAUGCGGUUCUAUAUGCAGAUGGCUACACCAUCCUUGUAUCUGCGAUACUUGCGCAAGAUGACGACUUGACAACGUUCCUGCUCGAGUGGGGGGCCGACCAAACACAGCCUGUAGUUUUCCCGCAAUUUGAAAUACCACAGCAUCUCUGCAAAACUGUGCUAGAGGCAGCCCUAUGUCGAGGAAAUCUUCCUCUAGCCGAAAUUCUUGUUCAACGGGGCGCCUAUCUUGGUGAAGCAGAAAUCAUCACGAUUGCAUGGAGAGCCUCAGUAAUGAAUGAUGCCGAUGUGCUUCGCUCUUUCCUCGCCAUGUUCCCCCGUUUCUCUCUAACGUCUGCUACUGCAGUUGCAAUGGCUCUGUUAUCCAAAAACUCUGAAAUUAUCCAUCUUCUUCUCAACGCUGGUAUCAAGCCUAAUGGAAUUCCAAGGAUGCGGCCUCAUUACUGUGAUCCAAUCAAAAGUGAGGCCUCGAAGAACGAUAUGUUUUCGCAUCCUGAGCAAUGGAGUCUUGUGCUAUCAUAUCCGCAAUCAGUGCUUGAAUUGGCAGUUAUCCACAACGAACGAUCUAUAGCGCGAAGUCUAAUUGCAUGCGGAGACUGGACAAAACGUGAAAUGGGUCGUGCUUUCACAACCAGCUUACAAUACGGAGAACAUGAGCUUGCUAAAGAACUGCUGGCCGCCGGUGGAGAUGUACACCAACUCAGUUUCGUCAAAGGGAUUUCAGUAUCUGCUAGAUAUCCUGUGGAGAUUGCUUUAGAAGAAGGCAAUACUCGACUAUUGCAGAGUUUAGUUUCUGCCGGACUAGAUCCUAAUCGUUCCAGCGGUGGCCAUCUCACUGGCUUACAGCGGGCAGUCAAGUAUGGAAAUAUGAAGCAUAUUGAAAUGCUCCUUGCUGCUGGGGGAGACGUCAACAGCCCAGCAAUAUGUCACCAUGGAAAGACUGCAUUGCAGAUCGCGGUGCAGUUCAAAGAUACAGGCAUUACAGAAAUGCUGGUUAGAGCUCACGCGAAUGUCAAUCCUCCCCUGAACCCUUUGAACGCUGAAGACGAAUGUCCCUUGCAUCUUGCAAUCAAAAUUGGAAACAAAAAGCUGGUUAUAUUUUUGCUUCAAGCCGGAGCAAACGUGAACAGUCCACCUAGUCCGUUCCAUGGUACUACAGCCUUGCAAUUAGCGGUGAAACAAGGUGAUUUGGGUCUUGUCGAUCUGUUUCUGCGAGAAGGUGCGGAUGUCAACCAAGCGCCGGCCCACAAUGGUGGAGCUACGGCUUUACAAUUUGCUAUUAUCCAAGGUUACAUUGGCAUUGCACGUAAGCUGUUGGAUGCAGGCGCAGAUGUGAAUGCACCGAGAGCUCCAUUAAACGGAAGAACAGCACUCGAAGGUGCAGCUGAAUGGGGCCGUGUUGACUGCUUACAACUUCUUCUGAAUGAGGGAGUUUCAGCGGAAGGUGAAGGUAGAGAUCAAUUUGUUCGAGCUGUGAUCUUGGCUAAAGCCAAUGGACAUCUGGCUGUGGCCAGAUUUCUCAAGACCAAAUUUAUUUGGACUGACUCUGACUUUGAGGGCGACCAAGACCAUUUUCUUGCUGAUAUGGGGGUGCCGAAGGAGUUGUUGAAUAUAGGGCAAAACUGUCAAGACUGCCAAGGUAUGCUAUAG
Messenger RNA from Penicillium crustosum, 3060 nucleotides. RefSeq lists its product as uncharacterized. Bases 1 to 3060 code for a protein of 1019 amino acids. The record is from RefSeq and is a predicted model, not a curated record. The transcript has a single exon. Gene Ontology annotation, molecular function: protein binding. Lineage: Eukaryota; Fungi; Ascomycota; Eurotiomycetes; Eurotiales; Aspergillaceae.